AUGAACCCGAUCAUUGGCAUCGCGCAUCGUCCAGAGACGCCAAAACCUGACCCGCCGAUUCCAAAUGAGCCAGACAAUGGCGAAGGCGAUGGUCAGAGACUACCAUCAGGCAUGAUGCAGAUUGAGUAUGAGUAUUGA
This is a messenger RNA of Fusarium verticillioides 7600, 138 nucleotides long. RefSeq lists its product as hypothetical. The transcript has 2 exons. Bases 1 to 138 code for a protein of 45 amino acids. Lineage: Eukaryota; Fungi; Ascomycota; Sordariomycetes; Hypocreales; Nectriaceae. The record is from RefSeq and is a predicted model, not a curated record.